UCCAGGCUCCGUCCGCUGCCCUUUGUGCUUCAUGUACAUGUGUCUAUUCAGCGCAUCCGGAGGCGCCCAGACCAGAAUCCAACACGGCUGCCGGGGAGAGACCACCCACCAUGCCCACGGAGACCCUACAGACAGGUAGCAUGGUGAAGCCGGUCAGCCCCGCGGGCACCUUCACCUCGGCAGUCCCCCUGCGCAUCCUCAACAAAGGGCCCGACUACUUUCGCAGGCAGGCCGAGCCCAACCCCAAAAGACUCAGCGCCGUGGAGAGGCUGGAAGCGGACAAGGCCAAGUAUGUCAAGAGUCAGGAGGUCAUCAACGCCAAGCAGGAGCCCGUGAAGCCGGCCGUGCUGGCCAAGCCCCCCGUGUGCCCGGCCGCCAAGCGCGCCCUGGGCAGCCCCACGCUGCGGGUGUUCGGCAGCCACGCCAAGACCGAGAGUGGCGUGCAGAGGGAGAACCUGAAGCUCGAGAUCCUGAAAAACAUCAUCAACAGCUCCGAAGGCUCCAGCUCGGGCUCGGGGCACAAGCACAGCUCCCGGAACUGGCCGUCCCACCGGCCAGACUCCACCGACCUGCACCGGCACUCCUUCGCAGAGUCCCUGAAGGUGUACCCCACGCAGGGCCGCGGCAGCCCGCAGGAAGGCGGCUCCCACGUGGGCAGGAGGCUGCUGGAGCAGUCGGCUGAGUCCUUCCUCCACGUCUCCCACAGCUCCUCGGACAUACGCAAAGUGACCAGUGUGAAGCCCCUAAAAGCGAUCCCCUGCAGUAGCUCCGCCCCUCCCCUGCCUCCCAAACCCAAGGUCGCGGCCAUGGCCACCGUGAAGUCCCCUGAAGCCGACCCGGUGGAACCAGCCUGCGGAGUCAGCCGGAGACCCUCGCUCCAGAGGUCUAAGUCGGACUUGAGUGACAGGUAUUUCCGCGUGGACGCAGACGUGGAGAGGUUUUUUAACUACUGCGGACUGGACCCCGAAGAGCUGGAAAACCUUGGAAUGGAAAACUUUGCAAGGGCUAAUUCCGACAUCAUCUCCCUCAACUUCCGCAGCGCAAGCAUGAUCAGCUCAGAUUGCGAACAGUCUCAGGACAGUAACAGUGACCUUAGAAAUGAUGACAGUGCCAAUGACCGGGUGCCAUAUGGCAUUUCUGCCAUCGAAAGAAAUGCUAGGAUCAUCAAGUGGUUAUAUAGUAUCAAACAAGCUAGAGAGUCACAGAAGGUCUCCCACGUGUAAGACAAAGUGCGUGCAAAGGAGGGAGGGGUGGGUCUCUGUGCAUCCGCAGUCGUGAAGGUUGUGAGCUUCUCCACUCUCUUUGUGUUGCUUGUUGUGCAAUGUUUCCAAGUUGCAUGCCUGUCAACAUGGGGACUGACCUGGCUUCCACGUGAACCAUCGCUGUAGAGCCUGGCUGAACACAACGUCAUCUGCCAAGAGUUUCAGGCCAGAAUCCGAUUAGGGCUUCGAUCUUAAGCAAAACUGUUUACACGAAAAACGGUAUACAACUUCUUCAAUAUUUAUGUGGUUCUUGUGUUUUUAUAUCCCGCGCUCUUGUGUCUUAAUUAAAAGUUUUAUCAAUUGGCUUUUAGGUUAAGAGUAGAAUCUUUUUGAAAUAAAAAGCCAAUUUGCCUACAUGUGAGCCCGAAACAGUGGGGAAAAAAUCAAUGGGAUCUGCUACCAAACAGAUACAGUGACUGACCUAAGAUAGAGAACCACGCUGGGUUUUCUGAGGAAGAAAGCGGUGAGCCUGAUGUUAAUCAUUUGCGUAUUGGAAUUCUCCUGCCACUACUAAAGUAAGGGUUGGGGCAAUAGUGCUACGUUUUGUGUCCAAUUAAGUGUGUAAAUGUUGGUGCUUCUGUGUAAUACCCCAAGGAAAGACAAUCAGAAACAAUGAAGGUGAUUAAAUCUAGGAGUUUGGGGGUUGGGGGUUUUGUUGAUGUUGUUCUCUGAUUUGGGUUGAUUCCGAAAUUUCUCCUAUUAAUCUUUUGACGGGAAUGGCCAUCCUAAAGCUGAUACUAAAUGUCUUUAUAAAAAAAAAAAGUUGUUUGUUUUUUUAUCAAGAACUAAUUCUAUGCUGACUCUCUUCCCUCUCUCCUUCCCUCCCUGUGUUGUUGAUUUAUUUGGGAGAGGGGAGUGGGGCUUGUGCAGGGGUGAGCUAUCCGAAGACAUGAACACAAAUGGAAACACCAGCCAUAUCGGUAUAGAGCCUCCCAUUCAAAAGCGAAUACCUUUCGUAGCUGAACCAUAUCUGAGCAGUGCGAUCGUGUUGUCUGGCGUAUGUUAUUCUCUCAGGCUGUGGACCUUUGCUACAGCUCUAGGAAACUGUAGAAACAUGAUGCUUCUCCACCCUUUGGUCUCUAGUGCUCCAUAUCGACUCGUUCCCGUUUUCCCCAGUGACCUGUCUUGCAGGUGGGUCGUUAGCUGUGGACCAGCUGACAGUGGUGUGUGGUAGCUGAGAGGUAAAAACGUGUAGCGGUCUGCUUCAUUGCUCCGUACUCAUGCUCUGAAGUUCUCAGCCGCACUACCUUAGACUUUAUCAGCGAAUGGGGAACUUUUUAUGGUGUAAAUGCUGUAAGACUUUGUACAUACUUCAGUUGUUAUGAAAUCUUUAAGAAAAAAGAAAACGUUACG
This is a messenger RNA of Callorhinus ursinus (northern fur seal), 2615 nucleotides long. RefSeq names its product family with sequence similarity 110 member B (gene FAM110B). NCBI's taxonomy places the organism in Eukaryota, Metazoa, Chordata, Mammalia, Carnivora, Otariidae. The record is from RefSeq and is a predicted model, not a curated record.